GUCUUCCAUGGCUUCAUAACCAAUUGCUCUUCAACUACUUCCUCCAAAAUACUUACUCGAUUUCUCGUUCAUUAAAGACUUGUAUCUUCACAUUCCAAGACCACUAUCUCUGACACUCACUCGGUAUCAUCUAAUUAGAGCAUCGGUUACAUUCACUGGAGCAUUUAAACUGUCUUGCACAUUCUUUUUUGCGAAGCACCCUGUAGAACAGAGUAGGAAGCGGCAGGUAAAAAGUGAAACAGAGCAAAACGAGCAGACUGAAGAACCACGUGCACACGUGGACGCAGACGUUACGAUGACUCACAAAUGCUAAGUGGUCUCGAAAAGCCGCUGCGAUUUCUUUUGCGUUUCGGCCGCGUGCCAACAGCCAAUUCCCGACGCGUUUCGACGCACAGUGGCUCUUUGAUUUCGUUCUGAAUUAUCGUUACCACGAAACGAGGGAACGAUUUUCCGUGAGGUGAAACAUUCAGUGGACCUUGUCACGCGAUCUACCAAUCUUGGCUGCUUCUUCGAUCGGUACUCUUGGGUGCAAAUCGACAGUGACAUUUCGAUCGUAAACAGUCAAUGAAUUGUUAGGUGGUCAUCUUUGUGACGCUUCUCUUCAAAUUUGUGAACGUUGUGGAUCUUUUACUGCAUCUGUUUUUAAUUUUAAAAUAGAAGUUUCAAUAGUAGUUCCAAGAAGAAAAGUAUAUGUCUUUUUUAUUGGAAAAUGUAUUCAAUGAAAAGUUGCAUGAUGUUGCACAAUUGCUACAUUUUAAAACAACAAAAGUUAUAAUUAUGGAAAAUGUUUUUAGUAAUUUUGUUGAUUGUAAAACUUACUUAUAUAGGUACAAGAACAUUGUAAGAGGAAAAGUUGGAAAACAUUGUGAAUGUAUUCUUUAUCGAUGUCGCUUUAUAAAUAACUUCGAAAGAAGCCGGUGAUAAACGUUACUUGCAAGAUUUCGUGAAACAAAAGCAGCCAUCAGAAAAACAAACAAAAAUAUAGAAAACGUAAAAAGAUACAAGGAAAGAAGAGUGCAAGAGUAAUAAAUAUAGAGGAAAAACGUGAGAGACUUUCCUGUAAAUUUUUUACCAUAACACUAUUGAAAAUAUAAAUAUGUUCCAUGUUUUGAUUAAUGUGCAAGGAUUUAUUGGAAAGCACAUUGAACACGGCGGAACCUUAAGAGGAUUGGAAUUAUUAAGGGAAACAUUCUUCAUACUGCAGAGAAAACUUGUUUCAUAUUAAACAAAUAUUGAUGUAGAAUUUGUUGGAAGAAUUUGCUGGAAGAAUUUGUUAAUCUUUGAAUUUGAAGGUUUUUUAAUAAUGUGCAGUUUGAAUGAUGCACUCUACAGUGAAAAAUAAACACUUUUAUAUUUUAUUUCACCAGUAGUUACUGAUUCAUGGAUGUGUUAGCUACAGAGUUCAAAAAAUUGAUGUGCCAACUAUUUAUGCUGUUUGGAUGAUUCAAUGUUUUUGUAUAAAAACAUGUUUAAAUCACAGGAAUAUUUUUAUCAGUGUUAAUAUAAAAACAGAAGAAAGAAUGUAUUAAUAUAUUUGUCAGAAAAAUUUACUAAAAGAAGAUUAUAAGAAGAUAAUAGUGAGACUAUUGUUAAAAUAGGAAGACUAAAAUAAUAUUAAAGUAAUAGUGAGACUAUUAUCAAAAUUAUAAUAUUAAAAUAAUAUUCAACCAGAUUUGAAAAUUUCCUGCACGUUUUCUGAAGAAAUCGACGAUGAACUGUGUCCCAACAAUAGCAACAGAUGCAAAGGAAUCCACGAAGUUGCAAAAAGGCGUACCAAUUAGUUACGAGCAGAUGGUAGCGUGCAAAUACCGGAAGAGAACACUUAACAGUUACGUAAGGAGGUCGAUGUAAACGCCGGCCGUGCAUCCUGGAAUUUCAGACCUUACUCUACUCACGUUUUUAUUUUGCACCAUGAAGAAAAGCGAAUCUGAACCGAUCAGACCACAGAGACACCAAAAGUCUGCGUCUAAGAACCAUGAACCCACGAUAGAGGUACCAACGGAAGUAAACAUUAAAGCGUUAGAUGAAGAGUGUCUGAUGACUCGAACCAGUAGCGUCGUUUCAGAGGAGACCUCAACAGACUCGGACACUCACUCGUCGAAAUCAUCAAAGUCGACCAAAACGUCCGAAGAAAGUCACGAGAAUAAGUGGAAGAGGUUCUGGGAUCAGAAUCGAGAGAGGUUCAAACACAAAACGGAGGACGAUAUUCCAAAGAAUCGGUCGUUCGAUGAGAUAACAGCGGAGGUGGACGCCAUUUUUCGUAAAGCCAUCAGAAGCAUGCGACCAGAUCGACCGGAGGAUCGUAGACCUUCGAUCGACCUCGAAGAACCUGCAGACAAGAAUAAUUACACAGAGGAAGUUCAGAGUUCUCGAAAAGCCAGAUCUAAAUUCAAAGAACACAAGCUUCGCGAGUUUUUAUCGAGCGAUUCAAUCGAGAAGAAACCCGAAGAAGACACUCUCAAAACCGUUGAUGAAGAGAAGGACAAAGACAGUUCAAGUCGUUUAAACGUCCCUGAGAGCAUCUUCUUCGUGGACCUUUCAGACGAGGAGAAGAGCAAACUAGGGAAGGAGAGACUCGAGGAGAUCCGAGACCCAUCGUCGAGAAGAUGGAGCUCGCUGGAGAACCUGCGAGCAAAGAUGGACAAUGCUCGCGAAAAAUCUUACAGGACGAGAAUAGACAGUUUGUCCAUCGAGAAACCGGUUAAAGUCAAAGAGAAAAGAACGAUGGACUCGCUGAGAUCGUCGCUGGAGAGGAAGAUGGGCUCCGUGGAGAGGAUCCUCGAGGAUCACAUGGAGAAGAUCAUUGAAGGUAAUCUGGAGAACCGUUUGUGGUUGCUGCCUAUUGAGAACUGGAUCGUUGAGCGUUGCAAGCACUCUGGAAUACAUCAGGAUACUGAUGUUAAGCUCGAGGAAAGAAAAUUAAAGAGGGGAGACGAGAAUUUUGAAUUCAAAUCUGCACCGGAGCGCGAAGACGAAGCGAGCAGAUUGGAACAGAAGAAAUGCGAGAAAUUGAAGAAAUCUGAGUUGAAAAAUGAGGAAGAGAAGGUGGAGGUCGCUUUGGAGAAGGAUGUGAAACAUCAUGACCUGUUUGACAAGUUUAAGGAUAACGUUAAGGAGAAAAUGGAGGACAUUCAUAGGUACUUCCAACGGACCAAUCGAUUGGCGGACGUAAAUAGACGCUUGAAGUCACAAAUAUGGAGCUCCGUGGUGACAAUUGUUCUCGUCGAAGCGAAAAACCUGUUACCGAUGGAUAUAGAUGGACUCUCGGAUCCCUAUGUCAAAUUUCGACUAGGUACAGAGAAGUACAAGUCGAAAGUGGUGCACAAGACCCUGAAUCCAGUUUGGCUGGAGCAAUUCGAUCUUCAUUUAUACGAGGAUCCCUAUUUAGGCCAGGAGCUGGAGGUAACGGUGUGGGAUCGUGAUAAAAGCCAUCAGGACGACUUAAUGGGGAGGACGGUGAUCGAUUUGGCGACCCUCGAACGAGAAACUACUCAUCGCCUUUGGCGAGACCUCGAGGAUGGUUCUGGGAACAUUUUUCUCCUGUUAACCAUUAGUGGUACCACUGCUAGCGAGACUAUUAGCGACCUAGCUGCUCAUGAGGAAACGCCGCGCGAAAGAGAACAAUUGUUUCAGAGAUAUUCGAUUAUGAACACGUUGCAGAGGCUAAGAGAUGUUGGUCACCUAACAGUUAAGGUAUUCAGAGCUCAGGGUCUGGCAGCCGCAGAUCUUGGAGGGAAAAGUGAUCCUUUCUGUGUCCUGGAAUUAGUGAACGCCAGAUUGCAAACUCAAACGGAAUACAAAACACUUGCUCCAAAUUGGCAGAAGAUCUUCACGUUCAACGUGAAGGAUAUUAAUUCGGUGCUAGAGGUGACCGUGUACGACGAGGACAGGGAUCACAAAGUAGAAUUUCUUGGCAAGGUUGCUAUACCCUUAUUAAAGAUAAGAAACGGCGAGAAACGAUGGUACGCGUUGAAAGACAAAAAGUUACGAGGUCGGGCAAAGGGUAAUUCCCCUCAGAUACUCUUGGAGAUGAACGUGGUCUGGAACGUGGUCAGAGCCUGCGUACAAACGCUCAAUCCCAAAGAGAAAAAGUACAUGGAGCCGGAGAUAAAGUUCAAGAGACAAGUUUUUGUACGUAACGUCCUCAGGCUGAAAGCGAUCAUUGUUAUCGUCAUCGACAUUGGAAAAUACGUGCAGAGCUGCUGGGAGUGGGAGAGCAAAAUGAGGAGCAUCAUUGCACUGGUUAUUUUUAUUUUGGGCUGUUACUACUUUGAGCCUUACAUGUUUCCUGGAGCAGCGUUACUAAUUCUGUUAAAGUAUUACCUGCUUUACGGAGACGGAAGUGGACUCAAUCAAUGGAUUUCCGGACAGGUCUCGGUGAUAACCGGAACGCCCCUAUCGCAUCACACCAGCUCUCAUUACUAUGACGAGAUUGACGAUGGAGCAACUACUCCCGGGGAUGAUGACGACGAUGAAGAUGAUAAAGAUAAAGAAGAAAAGAAGAGUCUGAAGGAAAGACUGCAAACGAUUCAAGAAGUAACUCAGAUGGUUCAGAAUUCAAUGGGUUACAUAGCCAGUCUCUGUGAGAGGGUGAAGAAUCUCUUCAAUUUCACUGUCCCUUAUCUCAGUUACCUAGCAAUGAUUCUAACGAUCCUUGGAGCCGCGGUCCUCUACUUCAUCCCUCUUAGAUACCUGAUCUUGGCGUGGGGCGUCAAUAAAUUCUCCAGGAAGAUCAUCAGGCCUCACUCGGUUCCAAACAACGAGGUUCUUGAUCUCAUAUCUAGGGUGCCCGAUGACGAAGAACUUAUUAAUUACAGGGAAUUAAAGCCUUUACCGACGGCCGAUUGCGAGAAGGGAAGUACUUCAGGCAGUCCGGGUCCUUCGAAUUUGACGCGAAGGGAACAAAGGAAGAGGCACAAGGCCGCGUAGCAGCAUGCCCCGCGGCCGGAAGUCGCGGGUCUACGAUCACCGAGCAUCCUGAGGACGGUCCUGCUGCGGCGUAAAAUACGUCAGCGAAAGGAAGCAACGGAGAACCUGGAUGUGAUCGACAUAGACUGAGAAACGUUCGUUUCCACGUUCGUAGUCUUAGCUAGGGGGAUGACGUAUUCUAGUUUUCAAUCUUUCCGAUCGCGUACGAACAUCUCGUGUGGUAUGUCUUCGAAGUCUGAUCGUUAUUCGCUAGUUCGACAGAUUCACGAGAGACGCGGAAAUCGCCUUAUGAACGAGUUCAGGAACGUUAAUCGUAAGAAUAGAACCGACACGAGUGUUGAUGUACCAAAAAUAUUCAAGAUUUUAAGCCAAAAUGUAAUAUAUUACAGCGAUCUUUAAUCGCGGUUCAAAAGUUACCAGCGAGAUGAUAUUUUCAAAUUCUUAAUCAUAAUUUAGCAAGUCAAAUUCAGGUAAUAAGAUUAUCGAGUUUUUCCCAGGCAUACCACGCAAAAUUGUUGCUAGUUCUUCAUACGGAUAGAUUCCAGUAAGUCGACAGAAGUACAUCGAGAUAACGGUGUAGUUUUCAUCUAGUUAGUCUUUUUUGAAACGUAAACAUACGGUAGAACGUCUUCGUAGUCUUCUCGAACAGUUCGAUUGUGAAUCUAUGCGUGAUUAUCCAGCAACAGGAAAUUCAACAUCGCGUAUCAAUUUCCUCCAGCAGCCUUAUAUUUAUUCGAUCACAAAUAGAAUAAUCUUCUUGGAAAGUAGAGAACGUUAUAAAUAGAUUGCGGAUGUUUAUCUACAACUUUCAUGAAUGUUAAAUAUUUUCAAUGCAUUCACUGCCACGUCAUCCUCAUCGCUAGACAUUAGAGGAUGCGAAAUAUUAAAGUACAUCUUACUUUUUGCUAACGUUAAUUGUUUAACAUUUUAAUAGUCUUGUGUUUGUGGGAUUUAUAGCCACAAUUUUUCAUUUGUCUUUGUAUCUAAUUAUUGAGCAUGUAGAAAGAGAUCCUACUAUGCGAGUGUUCGAAAAUAUAUAAAUUCCUCUCUCAUGGAGUGAAUAAGUAAUACGUAUUUAAUAAAUAAGAGUUAAAGUGUUAAUGCAUAAACAUUCAUGAUCUAUUCGUAAAACACGAAAUGCGUUCAAUAAAGGAAGAGAUAAACGUCAGAUAAAUAAGUGGAGGAAACUAUAUUUGACUUUCUUUGUUGUUGGAUGAUUGAAGUCAGAAGAAUGCGGUGAAUCGAUUAUUGAAAGUAUCCCGUUCGAACGGGAAGACCGUGUAUGAAAGCGAGCGAGAAAAGUGCGUAAUAGAUUAGCAAAGCAUUAGCCAAGAAUAUCGACGGAGAAGAGAUACCAUAGAUUCAAAGAAAGGCGAGAGCCUUUCCGGUUAUCCUCGUCGAUCCGUUUUCGUCCAUCGGUGUCGUAGAUUUAGCUGCUACAAAAGAUCGUUAUCAUUGAACGAGAGAUAUUAAAAUUUAACGUUAAAGAAUUUAACAGAAAAAGACAAGUAUAGUUGUUCCGUCGACGACGUCGCUUGACGAGCUGUUUUUUCCUUUCAAGAAUGACGGGUAAACUCGCUGCAAUGUACUUGAUCCUUAUUAUCGGCGAAAUGAAAAAGAUAAUUUUAUCAGCGUUUAUAACGUUUCGAAGUAGUUUUAAUUCGACUUUCUGCUACCUCGUGCUGUAAUCUUGUGAUUGACGAAAGUGUUUUACCGGAACGUUGAUCAUUGAAGGGUGAACGUUAUUCGUCGUUCUUGAAAUAAAAGAUAUUAAGUCUUAUUGUUGAGGUGUUUCCUCGACAUUAUUCUCUUUAAUAGUAUUUAAUAUUAUCGAUUUAUUCGUUCCAACGCACACUUUCGCGUUACUCUGCCUCCUUGAGCAUGAAUAUACAUUUAAUGAAACGAGUGUCUUUAUGUUGAAAUGUAUGAAUAGUACAAUUUAGUGUUUUAACUCUUUUGUUACUGUAGCGUUAAAAAUUUCAGGAAGGUUAGUGACGGUGACUGUAACCUUUUGAUACUGAAGUAGUGAUAGGUUACUAUAGUUACCUUUAGGGUACAGAGUCAGGACUGCAGUCAUCUUUGGUACUUAUAGUUGGAGGAUAAAUGACUAUAAUCAUUAUUGGUUUGCAGUGAGUGAUGAGACUAUUAGUCUUAAUUUACAGUAAUGAAUUAUAGUUAUCUUCAGAAUUUAACCAUGCAUUAAAAUUACAUGACUAUAGUCAUCUUUGGUAUUUAUAGUUGGUGGGUAAAUGACUGUAAUCAUUAUUGGUUUGCAGUGAGUGAUGAGACUAUCAGCCUUAAUGUACAGUAAUGAAUUAUAGUCAUUUACAAAAUUUAACCAUACAUUAAAACUAGAUGACUACAGUCCACGAUUGAUAAAUGACUACAGUCAUAAUGGGCAUUUAGCCACAGUGAUGAAAGAGUUAAACACAAGAAACAUAUCAAAUUAAAAAAGCGAGUAACCACCGUCACAUUGAAACAUAGUUUAUUUCCAAAAAUUGUAUAUUAUACCGUUUGAUCUCUUCAAGAAUCGACCAAAGAAACGGUUCGUGUAAAAACAACCGAAUAAACUCGGAGAAAACUCAAGUAAAAGAAGUAAAAGUUUCUCCCGCGACUUGUAACACUAUAUUUUUAUAACAAUAAUAGCGACGAUGGUUCAAGCUUGGUCUACGAUUAGAUAACCGGGCCAGCCCCGUGACUUUCUUCGUUGUGAAUAUUAUUACGUUUUGUGCGACUUUUUUUCUCUAGCUAUUGUGAAACUGUUCCCAGGAGACGAACGUUACUUCCGUAUUUUUUUCAUUGCAUUUCCGGAACGUUACGAACCUGCGAAAGCGACAUUAAACUCCGUGUUUACAUCAACAGGAACUAGAUCAAGGACUGUUAUCAGCGUUGCCAUUUAAACUAUUGAGAAAUGUGAUGAGACCCUGGGGAAUGUACUCGGAACACUUUCCUCUUCUUUUGUUCGUUCCACUUGUUCGUUGCACUUCGUUGUAUUUAUAAUGAACGAAUACAUUUUAACAUUACGUUUAAACAUUAGUUGUAUAUGAUGAUUUUUAAAAUUAACAAAUGUAUAGCAAUUGUUAAGGAGACAGCAGGUGAUCAAUAUAUAUAUUAUAUGAACAAUAUAUGUGACAAUAUAUUGUUAACAUUUUGACAAUUUUUUCAUAGUUAUAGGAUACAUUUUAGUAUCAACAAUAUUAUAUUGGCAGUACCUAAUAUAAAAUAUUACCAAUAAAUAUUGAUGACUGUAUGAAUGUAUUAAUACAUAUAUAUAUUGCCUGCGUCUUCAAAACAUUAUGUCGUACUAUCUCAUAAUAUGAAUGUUUAUGUAAAUCAAUAUUUUUAUAAAAUAUUUUUACUUCGAACUAAAAUUAGAGGAAAGUGUCAGUACGUUUCGAUGGGUCUCAAAGAUAGAGAAAUAGAUGUAGUCCGAUAUGAAGUAACUGUUAUUAACGAUUGAUGUAAAGAUGCUCGAGGAGGGGCGUAACUUGCGAAAUUCAAUUUUACGGAUCAUCCGAGAAAGCCGAAAAUAAGAGGGGGUGUAUCACCGAUCCAUUUUUCGCUUUUUUAAUACGAAACGCCACUUUUUCGAAUCUGUCAUCGAUCUUUCUCAUCCGUGUAUUUAUCAUCGUGUUGAAAAUACAUCAUUGAGAUGCA
Megachile rotundata (alfalfa leafcutting bee) is the source of this 8586-nucleotide messenger RNA. RefSeq names its product multiple C2 domain and transmembrane region protein (gene Mctp). NCBI's taxonomy places the organism in Eukaryota, Metazoa, Arthropoda, Insecta, Hymenoptera, Megachilidae. Gene Ontology annotation, cellular component: synaptic vesicle membrane. The record is from RefSeq and is a predicted model, not a curated record. Gene Ontology annotation, biological process: regulation of neurotransmitter secretion. Gene Ontology annotation, molecular function: calcium ion binding.